This is a messenger RNA of Cuscuta campestris, 2155 nucleotides long. The record is from the annotation of a GenBank genome assembly. Lineage: Eukaryota; Viridiplantae; Streptophyta; Magnoliopsida; Solanales; Convolvulaceae.
GUUUCUUCACAGUCUCGUGGAAGAGAAGGAAUUUUUACCAACUCCAGGAAAAACAUCCACCAAUUGAAUAGGCGGAGAAGAUGGCCAUUCAAAUCUCCAAAUUCGAGAAACUUGAAGAACUCCUACGUCCUCACCAGCACUCGCUUGCUCCAAGAAGGUGGAAGCCCCGCCAUAAAUCUUCUAAGCCGCAACUCCACCUUCUCCUUCAAAAUUCAAUCAAAGAUCACCUCCCACAUAGCCCUACUCAUCCCGCACCUUUAGAAGCUGUAAAUCCAGUUUUUGUAGAGGACUCUCUCUUUGGUUCAGUCUGCCAGGCUGCAGAAAACGAGGGAGAUAGCAUUUGUGUUAAUCUUCCUCUUAGAACUGGUUUGAGUAACAAUGUCUCCCAAGGAGACAAGGAUAUUGUUCUGGCACAGACCCAAUUUGGUAAAGGAACUGUCACAGAGGCAAUCGAUAAGCCAGAAUCUGUUGAGAGUCGAGGUAACUCUGACAUUUCUUCUUGCUCCUUGGUGAACGAGGGUGCUUAUAUUGAUUCCCUGAAAGGAAGGGAGGCAGUAGCAGGUAGGCAUGAUCAAGUUCAUAAGCUCCUUUCCCCCUUUGCAAAGGAAUUUAUCCCCCAAUCCAACUCUUUUAGCACUCUUUCGCAUCUUGGAACAGAAGAAAAUGUUUUGGACCCAUGUCUAGAUGAACCUGUUCUAACAGAGAUUAAUUUAUUACUGAUCGAUGAAAUAGAAGAUGAAUCGGCAAGAGGUGAUCUACAAAAAGAAUAUGAGCUUCUUUUGCCCUUGUUUGAACAACAUAUUAGUGAUGAUUUUGAGCAAGCUCUUUGGGUCAUUAAAGAAGCAAUUCGCUCUCCUUUCGUCAAGGAGAAGAUUCAGAAGGGCCUCGUUAAGACACUGGAGGGUAAGGCACUCAAAGCUACAAGGGAUGCUAUGAAGAGUGCGCAAUCCAUUCGGGUAAUUAAGUUGAGAGGUUAUGAUGAUUGGAAGAUCAUGAUGGAAGCACACCUCUACGCUCUACAUGAUUGCAUGUGGAUGGUGCUUGAAGAUGGACCCUUAAAAAUCCAAAUGGAGAAUCCUGAGAGGAAUCCAACCAAUCCAGAUGUAGUGCAGUACAUUCCAAAGCCCAAUGAGAAAUGGGAUGAUAGAGAUUGCAAGAAGCACAAUCUGGACAACGUCACCAAAGCAGCCAUCUUCAAGACACUUGAUCCCAUCACCUUUUCCAAAAUCAAGCAUCUUAAGACUGCCAUGGAGAUAUGGCAAGGUCUUGGGAAGCUGUGUGAUGGAUCAGAGGAUCUGAGAAAGCAGAAGAUAGAGGUCCUACUUGAGAAGUUCAAAAGCUUCAAGAUGCUUCCCAGAGAAUCAUUUGAUAUGUUGGAUGAAAGAUUCCACAAAAUCUUAAAUGAUCUUGCAUCACUUAACCACGUUCUUUCUCCUAAAGAAAAGAAUGUUAGGUUACUGAGGUCUCUUCCAACUGAGUGGUACACCAAAGCCACAGCCAUGGAAGAAAGAAGAAAUCUAGAGAACUAUGCUGUCCAAGGUCUCCUUAAUAAGCUCAGAACCUAUGAGCAUGAGCUGAAGAAGAAGAAGAAAGAACAAGUCACUCCUUUUCCCACGGCAUUGAUGACAACUCCCAGAGUCCCAUCAGGUGAAGGGACAUGCCCAAGGAAUUGUGACACUCCUUCCUUCAGCCAGCCGUCAAGCUCAAAAACGGAGAACUACGAUGAGGAAUUUGCCAUGAUGGUCAAGCAAUUCCGGAAGUUCAAUAAGUUCUUCAAGAAAGCUGAAUCAGUCAGAAGGCCAUCCAAGAGAAAGCCACAGGUAAGUGAAUCCCCUCCUGAAUUUUAUUUGUGUUAUAACUGCAGGAAGCCUGACCAUUUGAAGUCAGCAUGCCCGUACUCAAAACUGGAGAAGUGCGGAGAAAGAGAAAGAAACGAGAAGAAGAAGGUAAUGGUUGCAGCUGAAAGUGACGAGUCAUCCAGCUCAAGCUCGGAUGAAGAAGCCCUCGUCUGCAUGAAGCGCAGAGUUGAGAAGUCCAACCAUGAGGAUCGGUAGACUAUGUCAGAAGAUGACACUCUCUGCCUUGAUCAAGAGGUAACUUCACAAACCUCCUGCUCAUCUUCUUAUGAAAGCAUACCAACUUCUGAAAGUCUUUU